Molecule: messenger RNA, 520 nt
Organism: Drosophila pseudoobscura
Lineage: Eukaryota; Metazoa; Arthropoda; Insecta; Diptera; Drosophilidae
Exons: 1
Coding region: 155-376 (73 amino acids)
Source: RefSeq, a predicted model, not a curated record
AAAUGCUUGCUUAAAGCUUUCGAAUACAAAAGCAAAACAAAGCUUUGGCUUCAAAGCCAACUCUGUGUGUUUUCUAAACUCGGUUUAGUUCUGCAGCUCUGGAGUUCGAGACCAGUAAUCAUUCUUCUUACGACAAGGGUUCUGACACUUCGAAAUGCUUUCGAAACUACUUCUGAUCUUUGGAUUUCUGCUGAUGAGCUGGCAGUGGGCGCAAACCAUGCCCAGUCACAGCCGCUUGGCUACAACCGAGCAACCAGCCCAAAACGUCCAGAACUUCUCAGGGUUUGUCUUGCAGAGCAUCUUUGACCUGCCGCCCAACUGCAAGCCCGGCGAGGUGGCCACUGGGCCCCAUCACAGGUGUCGCCACCAGGCCUAAGGACUGGACAAUACUUUUAACGAGUCGUAUGAGUCUCCUACCUCUGUGGAAUGUACGCGAGAUGGAGACGUGUUAUAAGCUCUGCUUUAUAAAUAAAUAUUCAUAAAUAUAUAUUCAUAAAUAAACGAGUGCGCAUAAAUAUUA